GCAAAUGAAAACCUUGGAAUAGGGAGAAAAGGGUUUAAGAAAACAUAGACACUCACCAGCCUUCACCUCCUACUACUGAGCUAUGUUUACUCGCACCAAUCUCAGGGUGCUUCCUCUCAUUUCUCUCGCUUCUAAAUCUAAUGCAUUCUACUCCUCUCACAUUAUCGGAGAUAAACCCGUUCUGGUUCGGGAUUUUAUUCAUUCUGCACUUUACCAUCCAUUACAUGGCUACUUCUCCCAAAAAUCUCGCUCCGUUGGUGUUCUUCCCAAUACCAUUAGAUUCAAUCAACUUCAAGGCCGAAAAGCUUAUAUGAGAUAUUUGGAUAAUAUUUAUAAGCAGAGUGACAUAUCGUGGUUUACUCCAGUGGAGAUUUUUAAGCCUUGGUAUGCCCAUGCUAUCGCGGAAGCCAUCAUGCGCACCGCAAACUUCUCUGUUCCUCUAAAAAUUUAUGAAAUUGGUGGUGGAUCAGGAACAUGUGCCAAGGGUAUAAUGGAUUACAUAAUGUUGAAUGCUCCUCCAAAAGUUUAUAACAGUAUGACUUACACGUCAGUUGAGAUUAGCCCUUCACUUGCUGAGGUGCAAAAAGAAACUGUUGGCGAAGUGCGCAGCCAUAUCCCAAAGUUCAGAGUAGAAUGCCGUGAUGCUGCUGACAGGAGUGGAUGGGGGGAUGUGGAGCAACAACCAUGUUGGGUAAUAAUGCUAGAGGUACUUGACAAUCUUCCGCAUGAUGUUGUCUAUUCAGAGAGUCAAAUCUCCCCAUGGAUGGAAGUUUGGGUUGAGAGACAACAUGAUCGAGAAACUCUCGGCGAGUUAUACAAGCCAUUGCAAGACUCACUUGUUACACGUUGUGUUGAGAUCAUGGACUUGGAUAAAACCAAAACACCACAGAGCAGUGCAGUAACAGCACUUAAAAGUAUUUGGUCUAAAGUUCAUCCAAAACCACGUAGAUGUUGGCUGCCAACUGGUUGCUUGAAAUUACUCGAGGUUCUCCAUGAGGUGCUACCAAAGAUGUCUUUGAUUGCUUCUGAUUUCAGUUACUUGCCAGAUGUGAAGAUACCUGGUGAACGAGCUCCAUUGGUUUCAACUAAAAAAGAUGGGAGCAGCACAGAUUACCAAGAUUAUAUGGAGGCUAAGGGUGAUGCUGAUAUCUUCUUUCCUACAGACUUUUGGCUUUUGGAACGACUUGAUCAUUAUUGUUCUGGGUGGCUAAAACUUCAAGAUGACCAUUCAUCGAAAAAGGGAAAGAAAAGGAGAACUAUUACGCUGGAAACAUCGGCUUUCAUGGAAGAGUUUGGUUUGCCCACAAAAACGAGAACGAAGGAUGGAUACAAUCCACUCUUGGAUGAUUUCAAGAAUACCAAAUUUUAUCUCAGUGUCCCCACUCACAAUACUAAGUAGAUGAUCCAUAAAUUCAACCGAAGUACUUGCAUUCACAAGGAUCACAGGUUCUUUUUAUAUAUAUAAGAAUCACGGGCAUUUUAUUGAGAUUAUAUUUGAGUUACUGGAAUUUCAUUAUUUGACCAUAAAUUGGAUUUCCAGACAUGGUUUAUUUAUUUACUGUUUACCGUCAACUUUCCCAUGGACAUAUUCCCCACUGAAGCCCCAGAAAUUGUAUAAUUUUUUGAAAGAUAGAACAAUUUUAUAUAGGUGUAAGAAUAAACACAAGUGAAGAUUAUCUUGUAAAGGUCCUAUUUAUCAGUGAUGUACACCACAAGUUUUUGCUA
This is a messenger RNA of Lathyrus oleraceus (garden pea), 1725 nucleotides long. RefSeq lists its product as uncharacterized. The transcript is spliced from 14 exons. Gene Ontology annotation, cellular component: mitochondrion. Lineage: Eukaryota; Viridiplantae; Streptophyta; Magnoliopsida; Fabales; Fabaceae. The record is from RefSeq and is a predicted model, not a curated record. The coding region runs from base 83 to 1399 and encodes 438 amino acids. Gene Ontology annotation, molecular function: protein-arginine omega-N symmetric methyltransferase activity.